Molecule: messenger RNA, 1566 nt
Organism: Rhodofomes roseus
Lineage: Eukaryota; Fungi; Basidiomycota; Agaricomycetes; Polyporales; Fomitopsidaceae
Product: cytochrome P450
Exons: 10
Coding region: 1-1566 (521 amino acids)
Molecular function (GO): heme binding; monooxygenase activity; iron ion binding
Source: RefSeq, a predicted model, not a curated record
AUGGGCGUUAUCACCUUUGCCUUCGUACUGGCAGCAAUCUACCUCGUCUGGUCGCACCUCAGCAAGCCCCGUCGUGCUCUACCUCCCGGACCUAAACCGCUUCCCCUUGUCGGGAAUAUCACCGAUUUGACUGCUCACGAACUCUGGUUGCGCGCGCAACAGUGGGCAAAACAGUACGGUGACCUCACCUAUCUCCAUGUGUUCGGACAAGGUCUCGUCUUCAUCAACAAGUAUGAAAUAGCCGUUGAGCUGCUGGAAAAGCGAGGCGCCGUCUAUUCCGACAAGCCAGGCCUCGUCAUGGCCGGAGAUCUAUGUGGCUGCGAGAACAUGGUCGCGUUUACCCGUUAUGGCGACAAAUCGCGCCGCCAACGCAAGCUAAUGAAUAUGGCGCUCGGCGUGAACAGCGUCAAACAAUACAACCCCCUGCUUGAGGUCGAGGCGCAUGACCUGCUUAGGCGGCUACUUCAGAACCCCGCGGACUACGUCGCAAAUCUCAAGCGAUAUGCUGGUGGGCUGACAUUGUCCGCGGUCUACGGGUACCAGGCGCGAUCUAACGACGACGAGUUCCUCGGUCUCGCCGACGAAUGCGUUGACAUCUUGUCGAACCAUAUCGCGUCUGGUGGUGGCAUCUGGCCAGUCGACGUUAUCCCUGCUUUACAAAAGCUGCCUGACUGGGCGCCCGGCGCAGGUUUCAAGCGCAAGGCAGCGGUAUGGAAGGCAAAGAUGGAAGAGUUCGUCGAGAAGCCUUACGCCUAUGUCAAGGAGCGAAUGCGAGAUGGGAGCGCCCUUCCGUGCUUCUGCACAACAUUGCUCGAAGAGCUCCAGGAGCGCUGCAGCGAGGAGAAGAAGGAGGCUGAACAGAUCGAUCCUCAGCGCGAUUUCGACAUUCGGUGGACCGCGAACUCUAUGUACUCGGCCAGCAUUGACAGCACUAUGACCACUGUCUCUCACUUUAUCCUCGCCAUGAUGCUUCACCCCGAAGUCCUCGCGAAGGUACAGGAGGAAAUGGACACCAUUGUCGGCUCUGGACGUCUUCCAACCUUUAGCGAUCGUGCAUCAUUGCCAUACCUCGAAGCUGUCAUGAGUGAGACGCUCCGCUGGGGUGUGCCCGUCCCCCUGGCGCUUCCGCACCGUUUGAUGGAAGAUGAUUUCUUCAACGGCUACCACAUACCCAAGGGCACGAUCGUGUUCGGCAACGUGUGGAACAUGGUCCGUGACCCUGCGGUAUACCCUGAACCCGAAGCGUUCCUCCCUGAACGCUUCUUGGAGCCCGCCGACGAGCUCACCGCGAAACGCCGUGACCCGCGCAACUACGUCUUUGGCUUCGGCCGCAGACGGUGCCCUGGCCUGCACCUCAUCGAGCAGUCCCUCUGGAUUGUGAUGGCGUGUAUGGUCGCAACUCUAGAUAUCUCAAAAGCUAUCGAUGACAAUGGAAACGUCAUCGAGCCGACCGUCGUCUUUGACAACUCUGUCUUCAGGACACCCGCGCCCUUCAAAUGCGAUAUCCGCCCGAGGUCGGAGCAGUCGUUGAAGAUCAUCCGUCAGGUCACGGAAGGCUCGGCCUGA